This is a messenger RNA of Coffea eugenioides, 795 nucleotides long. Its product is annotated as neurofilament light polypeptide-like. Bases 1 to 795 code for a protein of 264 amino acids. The record is from RefSeq and is a predicted model, not a curated record. The transcript has a single exon. NCBI's taxonomy places the organism in Eukaryota, Viridiplantae, Streptophyta, Magnoliopsida, Gentianales, Rubiaceae.
AUGCACUCCCCCCUGCCAAGGGAUUUGGAGUUUAUGAAGAAGCUGUCCCCGGCUGAGAUGGUUCAAAGCCUCAUGGUGAGCACAGCUUCCACCUCAGCUUUUGUGGCCGAAAUGACACACCGGUACUGUGCUCUGGUCGAGGAGCAGGACACCGGCAAGCUGCAAAAUCAGAUCUCCAAGUUGGAGAAGAAACUGGCGGUGUCCGAGUCUGAGAAGGCCGAGCUCCAGAGACAGCUUAAGGAGGCCGAAGCUAAGGGUGAGGAGGCCGAGGUUACAAUAAAUAGUCUCAGAUCGGCCCUCGAAGAAGAGCAGAAGAGGGGGGACCAGGUGAAGAAGUCUCAUGAGCAAGCCCUCAACAGCGUUGGGGCCUCGGCAGUGGAAGCAUUUCGGAGGUCUGAGGCCUUCACCAAGGAUCUCGGCCAACUGCUCACACCAAACUUCAUGUUCGGCUUCACGUCGGGUGUGGACGCGGCCGCAGCCCACCUCUCCUCCGAAGCCUUGGAGUCGUUGAAAAACAAUGACAGCUACAAUGAGGACUCCAAGGAGUUGUGCGACCGGAUGGCCGAGGGCCUCCAGGCCGGAAGGAACUUAGCCGAAGUCCAGAACGAGUUCAACAAGUGGCUGUCCGAACUCGACGAAGUGUUCGAGGAGGGUGAAGAAGCUGGGGAAGAUGAAGCCGGAGGGGACAUCGGCGAGGAGCAUGGAGAAGAACUUCACCCCGGCCGAGGAGAGUCCGGUGAGAAGGCUGCCCAUGAUGGGGCUGAGACGGGGAAUGGAGCCGAGACGGGGGUCUAG